Molecule: messenger RNA, 1368 nt
Organism: Vicia faba (fava bean)
Lineage: Eukaryota; Viridiplantae; Streptophyta; Magnoliopsida; Fabales; Fabaceae
Source: the annotation of a GenBank genome assembly
AUGAAGAACAACGAUAACAACAACAACGACAAUAUCAACAACAACAUUAAAGACACUACCAUAGGAAUCCUCGAUUCUCGUUUCAACCAAACCCUCAGAAAUGUUCAAGGGUUACUCAAGGGUCGUAACAUUCCUGGUAAAAUAUUAUUGAGCCCGAGGGAUCCGAACGAUAAUUCAAGUUUAUACUCACCGAUUUUCCAAAGGAGUUAUAGUGAUACCGGUACAAGUAAUCGCGCAAUUGAGACAGUAGAGGAGGAAGUUCAAAGUGGAAGCAAAUCACUUGGAAGUAUUACUAGUGAUAGUAAAUCAAAAACAUCAACCUCACAUGUAGAGAAUCCGUCUGAGGAAGUACAUGUACGAAAAACUUCCAUUGGUGCUAGAGCUACUGAUUCUGCAAGAGUUAUAAAGUUCACAAAGGCUCUUUCUGGAACAAUGGUUAUAUUAGACAAAUUGCGUGAAUUAGCUUGGAGUGGUGUUCCAGAUUAUAUGCGUCCUACAGUAUGGAGAGUUCUCUUGGGAUAUGCACCAACUAAUUCAGAUAGAAGGGAGGGGGUUUUGAGAAGGAAGCGGCUCGAGUAUCUUGAUUGUGUUUCUCAGUAUUAUGAUAUUCCUGAUACAGAACGCUCAGAUGAUGAGAUCAGCAUGCUUCGCCAGAUUUGCAUUGAUUGUCCAAGAACUGUACCUGAUGUUUCAUUCUUCCAACAACCUCAAGUUCAGAAAUCACUGGAGCGUAUUCUUUACGCAUGGGCCAUUCGGCAUCCAGCAAGUGGAUAUGUUCAGGGGAUAAAUGACCUUGUCACGCCAUUUUUUGUUGUUUUCCUAUCUGAAUAUUUAGAAGGAAGCAUAGAGAAUUGGACAAUGUCCGAUUUAUCUUCAGAUAAAAUCUCUAAUGUAGAGGCUGACUGCUAUUGGUGCUUGUCAAAAUUGCUUGAUGGUAUGCAAGACCAUUACACAUUUGCUCAACCGGGAAUUCAAAGGCUUGUUUUUAAGUUGAAGGAAUUGGUCAGGAGGAUCGAUGAACCAGUUUCAAGCCAUAUGGAGAAUCAGGGACUGGAAUUUCUUCAAUUUGCUUUCCGCUGGUUCAACUGUCUUCUAAUCCGUGAGAUACCCUUCCAACUUGUCACGCGCCUUUGGGACACAUAUCUAGCAGAAGGAGAUGCCUUACCAGACUUCCUUGUGUAUAUAUUUGCGAGUUUUCUUCUUACGUGGUCAGAUGAAAUUCGGAAGCUUGAUUUUCAAGAGUUAGUAAUGUUCCUUCAACACCUUCCAACUCAGAACUGGACCGAACAGGAGCUGGAGAUGGUACUCUCUCGCGCGUUUAUGUGGCACAGCAUGUUCAACAACUCUCCUAGCCAUUUUGCUACCUAA